Humulus lupulus (European hop) is the source of this 1168-nucleotide messenger RNA. Its product is annotated as transcription factor ORG2-like. Gene Ontology annotation, cellular component: RNA polymerase II transcription regulator complex. The coding region runs from base 82 to 939 and encodes 285 amino acids. Gene Ontology annotation, biological process: regulation of transcription by RNA polymerase II. The record is from RefSeq and is a predicted model, not a curated record. The transcript is spliced from 3 exons. Gene Ontology annotation, molecular function: RNA polymerase II transcription regulatory region sequence-specific DNA binding; protein dimerization activity; DNA-binding transcription factor activity, RNA polymerase II-specific. NCBI's taxonomy places the organism in Eukaryota, Viridiplantae, Streptophyta, Magnoliopsida, Rosales, Cannabaceae.
AAGUCGAGAUCUGAAAUUAAUUAAGUAACGCCAGCAGAUCGACCAUAUUACAAGUUACAAUAACAGAAAGCAAUUAAUAGAAUGCUAGCUUUAACUCCUACUCCUCCUCCUCCUCCUUUCAUUUCAACCAAUAUCGUCGGAUGGCCUUUGGAGGACCCCAUUCGCCAUGAAGACCAAAACUACUUCUUUCGGGACAUAGCUACUUCUUCAGACCCUGAUCAGUACUCACUAUUAUUUCUUAAUAAUUACUUCCCCGCUCCACCACCACCGUCCGAUCAAGAUCAUCAUCAUCAUCGGUUUGAAGUUGAUCUCUCUACCACGCCAUCCUCAUCCACAACCAUUACCAUUAACACUACUACUGAUCUCACCAUGGUCAAGAAGAAGCUUAAUCACAAUGCUAGUGAGCGUGAUCGAAGAAAGAAAGUCAACCAUAUGUAUUCGGCUCUUCGUGCCCUACUUCCAAUUUCGGAUCAUACGAAAAAAUUGAGCAUUCCGGCCACAGUGUCUCGUGUGCUAAAAUACGUACCAGAGCUACAGGAAGAAAUCGAGGGACUAGUUCAUAUGAAGAAAGAGCUAUUGUCAAGAAUUAAAUCAAGGCAGCAAGGGAAUACUACUACUGAUCAAGAAAUUAACAAAAUUAAAAGCACAGCUCCAAACUCAUUAUCUUCUAUUUCAGCAACUCAACUCAGUGAUAAAGAAGUUGCAGUUCAAAUCUCCACAUAUAAACUCCACAACAACCUCUUGUCUCAAAUGUUGCAUAAUUUGGAAAAUGAUGGCCUUUCAUUACUCCACGCCUCUUCAUUUGAGUCCUUUGGAGGAAGGCUCUUCCAUAAUUUACAUCUUCAGGUAGAAGGAUCUUAUUGUAUGGAAAGUGGGACUACUUUAGAUAAAAAGCUUUUGUCUUUUCAUGACAAUAAGGAGAAGUUAUUGAUUAUGUAAUAAUUAAUUUAGACUUCUGAUGAGAUAGGGAUCGAGCGUGUUAUUUUGAAGCUAUUGGAAAUGUAAUCAGAAGUAUUAAUUUGUAAUAUUAGUUAGUCUGUUAGCUUUGACUUUUAUGCUUUGUUAGAAGCCGUUAUAUUAUGUUAAAAAGUUGUUUAGUUUGUUAGUUUUCUAACUAUGCUCUUGUAUCUUCUCCUAGAAAUAAAGCUCCUCGCUAAACUUUUUCAUU